UUUUUCAAACGCACAAAAAGGGAAGAAUGCGAAAUCGGCAGUUGCAGGCCGCGCCGGUGGGAGAGAGGUCGCGCUCUCGCUGAGCUCUUUCUUCGCACGCCGCCCCGGUGGGCGACGGGUCUCGCUCACAUCACCACUUCCACUUUCCCCCCAUUUAGCUUUCUUCUCAUUUCUCCUUCAUUUUCUCCUCCGCAUCCGAUUGCCCAAUUCCCCAUUUUCCCCCAAAAUUCCACCCUCUUGUCUUCUUCGCCAUCUUGGUCCUUUUAUGUGCCACCACCCCACCAAUAAAACACCCCCAAUUUUCCUUUAUCUCUGUUUCUAUAUAUGUAUUCCUCUCUCGCUCUCUGAUAUUUUACCCGGAGAACGCAAUCGUUAGGUGUUUCUUCUUCAUGGGAUCCUUUUGAGAUAUAUAUGUAUUUUGUCUUUUUUGUGAGCUUUGUUACUGCUGUUAAAUAAUUAGAUUCUGGGUUCUCCGCUGAUUUUGGGAUAUUGAGAUGCCGGGAAUCGCCAUGGAUGAAGUUCGUGAAGAAAGAGCUGCGAACAAACAUUAUGGUACUUUGGUUCCUAUGGAAGAUCCGUACGGGAACAGGUCGCCCAAGAGCGGGUUGAGUCUUCAGAGCCCUGGAAGUGUUCAUGAUGAUAUCCCUGUUGAUGGCUUGGUUGAUACUUCUAUUGAGAAGCUUUAUGAAAAUGUCUGUGAUAUGCAAAGUUCGGAUCAGUCGCCUUCGAGGCGUAGCUUUGGAUCUGAUGGCGAGGAAUCCCGGAUCGAUUCUGAACUGAAUCAUCUUGUAGGGGGAGAGAUGAGGGAGGUGGAGAUAAUAAGGGAGGAAGAAGACAUUGUUGAGAAGCCUGAAAAUACUUUUCCUAGUGAUUCUGUGAAGGAUUCGCCAUCUGUGGAUAAGAAGGAGAAGACAGAAAAUACGCAAUCUGGAAGUUCAAAACGUCUUUCCCUUGGAAAGAAAGCUUCUCACUUGCAGUUGGACCAUGAGGCAUCCCCAAAAUCAAGUCCUAGGGGGAAGGGUUUGUCUGAUAGACCUCCCAUUGGCAGAAAGAAUGAAAAAAGUACGAAAAAACUUAGUCCGGUUGCCUCUCACACAAAGAAACAGAAAGAUUCACCUUUAAAAGGCUCUAAAUUGCCUAAUGGAACGGAGGAUUUAAAUGAAUCAAUGAUGGAUAAUCCUGAUCUAGGACCAUUUCUACUCAACCAAGCAAGGAAUUUAGUUUCUUCAGGGGAGAAUCUGCAGAAAGCUCUUCUAUUAGGUCUUCGCGCUGCAAAAUCUUUUGAAAUGUCUGCAAAUGGGAAACCGAACUUAGAAUUUGUUAUGUGUUUGCACGUCACAGCAGCUAUAUACUGCAGUUUAGGCCAGUACAGCGAGGCGAUACCUCUUUUGGAGCACUCCAUUGAGAUUCCUGCCAUUGAGGAAGGCCACGAGCAUGCGCUCGCCAAAUUUGCCGGUCAUAUGCAGUUGGGUGAUACCUAUGCAAUGCUGGGUCAGCUGGAAAAUUCUCUAGUCUGUUAUACAACUGGAUUAGAGGUGCAGAAACAAGUUUUAGGAGAAGCAGACCUCAGAGUUGGUGAGACCUAUAGGUAUUUAGCUGAAGCCCAUGUUCAAGCCUUGCAAUUUGAUGAGGCUGAGAAGUUUUGUCAAUUGGCUCUUGAUAUUCAUAAAAAGAAUAUUGGUCCUGCUUCUCUUGAAGAGGCUGCAGAUAGGAGGCUUAUGGGCCUUAUAUGCGAAACAAAAGGCAAUCACGAAGCUGCGCUCGAACAUCUUGUUUUAGCCGGCAUGUCCAUGGUGGCAAAUGGCCAGGAGAUGGAUGUGGCAGCAGUUGAUUGUAGUAUUGGAGAUUCAUACUUAUCGCUGUCCCGUUACGAUGAGGCUGUUUUUGCUUAUCAGAAAGCCCUUACUGUUUUCAAGACCACCAAAGGAGAGAACCAUCCAGCAGUUGGGUCGGUGUAUAUUCGUCUUGCUGAUUUGUACAACAAGACUGGGAAAAUGAGGGAAUCACUAUCUUACUGUGAAAAUGCCCUUCGAAUUUAUGAAAAGCCUGUCCCGGGGAUUCCUCCGGAGGAGAUCGCUUGCGGUCUUACUGAUAUUGCUGCUAUUUAUGAAUCAAUGAAUGAAGUUGAGCAAGCGAUCAAAUUAUUACAGAAGGCAUUGAAGAUAUAUAACGAUGCCCCGGGUCAGCAAAAUACCAUUGCUGGAAUUGAAGCCCAGAUGGGCGUAUUGUAUUAUAUGUUGGGAAACUAUUCUGAAUCUUACGACACCUUCAAGAUUGCAAUUCCGAAGCUCCGCAAUAGUGGAGAGAAAAAAUCGGCCUUCUUCGGUAUAGCCCUUAACCAAAUGGGGCUAGCAUGUGUUCAGAAAUACGCCAUAAAUGAAGCUGUCGAGUUAUUUGAAGAGGCCAAGACCAUACUAGAGCAAGAAUGCGGCCCGUAUCAUCCUGAUACUCUUGGGGUAUAUAGUAACCUUGCUGGAACAUACGACGCCAUUGGCAGGUUGGAUGAUGCAAUUGAAAUCUUGGAGCAUAUUGUUGGCAUGCGGGAGGAAAAACUCGGGACAGCGAAUCCUGACGUUGACGAUGAGAAGAGGAGGUUGUCUGAGUUGUUGAAAGAAGCAGGCAGAGUUCGGAGCCGAAAGGCGAGAUCGCUCGAGACUCUUCUCGAUGCCAAUACUCAUCCGGUAAACAACAAAGGCAUUAAGGUUUGAUAAAAGAUCGCACAUCAUCAGAGCGAUCAUCGUCGCCGUGUCUAGAACCGAUUCAGAAACAUGGCUAUUAGUUGUGGUUGAGUAAAUUCCUGAUCGUUGAGGUUGUUCGAAUACUAGGAUGCGGCGUUUUCGUGUGCGUUGUCGAUUAAGUUAUCAUGUAAGAAGUCAUAUUGUUCUUGUAUAUUUUUACAUGUAAGUGAAGACAUUGUCAUUUUGUAUAUCACAUUGUUCUGGAAUUACGAUAUUGUUUUGGAUACAGUUUUUGAAUGAAAUUACGUGGAUGAUGUCCCUGCUGUUGUAUUA
Momordica charantia (bitter melon) is the source of this 3011-nucleotide messenger RNA. RefSeq names its product Tetratricopeptide repeat (TPR)-like superfamily protein (gene KLCR3). Gene Ontology annotation, molecular function: protein binding. NCBI's taxonomy places the organism in Eukaryota, Viridiplantae, Streptophyta, Magnoliopsida, Cucurbitales, Cucurbitaceae. The record is from RefSeq and is a predicted model, not a curated record.